Kockovaella imperatae is the source of this 449-nucleotide messenger RNA. Its product is annotated as mitochondrial F1-F0 ATP synthase subunit F of fungi-domain-containing protein. NCBI's taxonomy places the organism in Eukaryota, Fungi, Basidiomycota, Tremellomycetes, Tremellales, Cuniculitremaceae. The coding region runs from base 38 to 331 and encodes 97 amino acids. The record is from RefSeq and is a predicted model, not a curated record. The transcript has 4 exons. Gene Ontology annotation, biological process: proton motive force-driven ATP synthesis.
AGCAGGUGCAUCAUUCACUGAUCCUACUCCGUCCACGAUGCACGCCUCUGUAGCUAGACGCUCGUUGGGAGCUCUCAUCCCUCCUAAAAUAGCGACUCCUGGAGCCGUCUCAUCUGGAUCCACCUCUGCUCGAACUGCCAACGUUGUUGAAUUCUACUCUCGGUUACCCAAGGGAAGCGCUUCUGCUAGCUACAACAACAGUAUCAAGAACAAAUACUUCAACCAGGCCAGAGGUACCGCUUUAGGAUACACCGUUGUCGGAAUGUUCGUCAUGGGAUACUCUAUCAGCUACUACCUCCACCUGCGUCACCACAAGACUGGACACCACUAGAGAGAGCACGGCACUGGAAUUGUGGGCAUUGGGAGUGUGAGAUAGCGGAAGGAACCGAGACGGAGACAGCAGCAGACAUGCUUCUCUGGUCUGAAAUGCAUCGGUGUCCGAAAGAGAA